Molecule: messenger RNA, 3053 nt
Organism: Dermochelys coriacea (leatherback sea turtle)
Lineage: Eukaryota; Metazoa; Chordata; Testudines; Dermochelyidae
Gene: RFXANK
Product: regulatory factor X associated ankyrin containing protein
Exons: 9
Coding region: 1895-2701 (268 amino acids)
Biological process (GO): regulation of transcription by RNA polymerase II
Cellular component (GO): nucleus
Molecular function (GO): protein binding
Source: RefSeq, a predicted model, not a curated record
CCCACACCGGGUCAGCUGACAGGGGUGCCAAGCCGGUGCAGAGCAGCCUUCUCCCCCGCACCCCAGUUUGGCAAUGCACGCGCCCCGCUCAGAGCUGCUCCCCCCAUUGCAGCCCCACCGGAACUCUUAAAGGGCCAGGCGGGCUCCGGCUCUGCACCCGCAGCCGCUGCCGCGGGGCUCAGGUGCAUUGUGGGACAACAAAAGUUACUUUCAGUUCGGAGUGAGGAAGGGGAAAGAGAAGGGGGCCCGAGGGAGCUGCGCUGGCCCGGCCGGGUGCAAGGAUGCGGUGGGUGCCCCCCAGCCGCGGGGCUCGGUCUGGGCGCGAGGAGCGGCUAGACAGUGCAGCAGGCGGGGAAGGGUCGCUGGGGGGGGGGCGUGGGGAGCGGAUGCAAAGAGAGAAGUUGGUGCAGCUCGCCAGGUUGUGGCUGGGGGGCAGGGAGGGGGCGAUGCCCAUGCUGCCUUCAGCCCCGCUAGGCCCUGCCUUCCCCCUUGCAGUGGGAUGUGCCAACAGGUGCCCACAUGCCCAAGGGGACCAUACCCAUUAGCGGAGUCCUUGCCCUCUGGCAGAUGGAUUGGCUGUGUGGCCAGGCUUUGCAAGUUACUGCAAUAGGGGGUCUGGAGCCAGCAGCUCCCCAUGGCCCCAGCCAGCAAGCACUGAGCCAAUCUGGGCUAGGAGUCGCCUCCCCUCGGGGCUGGGACCCUCCGACUAGUGUCCUCUGCACACCUGGCGUGGGCCUAAGAUGCAGCCUGGGGCUGGCCCAGGGGAGGGGUUCGGAUUGGGGUCCAGGCUUCGCACAACUUGGGCGCUUUGCUAGCGAAGUGCCGUUAAACUCAACUGUUACCACUGGAAGGUUUUUCCUUCCUUUGGCGAUUUCUUGAGUUGACCUAGAAGCAUUUCUACAGAGGCCUGGGGACGUUAACAUAAACUCUUCAGUGCAAGAGGCCAAAGUGAGUCUGAUGGUUGGAGCUGGAAAUCCUGAGAGUCCAAUUUUUGGGUACUGACUCCUGGGACUUGGGAUCCCCAGGUUCAAUUCCUAGUUCUGUCAAAGACUUCCUGCAUGGCAUUGGGCAAGUCGCUUAGCUUCUCUGUGCCUCAGUUUUCCCAUCUGUAUAAUGGGAUGAAUUGCAUGUCUUUACAGCGGGGGGGAGGGGGGACAAACUGCAUUUAAAGAUGGUGAGGUGCUCACAUACUGUAGUAAUGGGGGCCAUAUAAGUAUCUUAGAGAGUAACUAGAGAGACAGGGUGGAUGAGGUCAUAUCUUUAAUUGGACCAACUAUAAGAUAAGAUAUGGUCUCCCCCACCUUGUCUCUCUAAUAUCCUGGGAGCCACACAGCUACCACUACGUGUAGAUAGCAAUCGGCAUAAUAGGACUUCACAAAUGAACUCUGAGUUUCUGAACUACACUGACUUGCUCAAGACUCAGCGCUGAGAGCAAGUGAUUUGGCCUGGAGAAGUGCACCAGCGGGUGUGCGAACAUAAAUCUCUGAUUUUUCCCAACCCUAAUCCCCUUUAACCCAGUGCCAGAACUCCUCUUGAUUUCAGUUGGCUCCAGAUUAUGCCCACAGACAGGCUCUGCAGAACAGAUCCACUUUAACUGUAUUUGCAGCACAUACCCUGCAAUCUCCAGCUGGGCUCCUGCUUUAAUAAGUUAUUAGUUACACGGGAUGUUUCAUUCUGGUUGAGCUCUUUAGAAGCCCGUUCCCCGGUAGGAAUGUUCAUACAUAGGCCUACAUCCAUCUCUGUAAAAGAUAUUUUGUCUGUUACAUAAGGAAAUAUUAAGGACUGGAAAGUAACAGCAGCUGUAUCCGGGAAAAACGAAAAAACCGUCACAAUCUCUCUGUGGAGGGCUCUGUAAGCACCAGAAGCCCCGCUAAGUGCCUGAAGGAACAUAACGAUGGACGAUAUCCCACCAGGAGAUCUGGACAAGGCUGCUGGUGGAGAUGAGACCAGCUCAGCGACAGUGCGUCUGCAUUUGUAUCCAGGCACUCAGGACGAUGCCAAUCCAGAUCUUGACCAAGGCCUUGCUGCACAAACCGCAGGUGUUUCCCUGAAGCACUCGACCACGCUGACAAACAGACAGAGAGGCAGCGAGGUAUCUGCCCUCCCAGCAACCCUUGACAGUACGUCACUGAAGCACUCGACCACCCUGACAAACAGACAGAGAGGCAACGAGAUCUCUGCCCUCCCAGCAACCCUCGACACUUUGUCCAUCCACCAGUUGGCGGCUCAGGGUGAACUCAGUCAGCUGAAAGAGUAUCUCCGAAAAGGGGAGAACUUGGUGAACAAGCCUGACGAGAGAGGCUUCACUCCUCUGAUCUGGGCCUCUGCCUUUGGGGAGAUUGAAACAGUCCGUCAUCUGCUAGACUGGGGCGCUGACCCCCAUGUACUGGCAAAGGAGCGGGAGAGCGCUUUGUCGCUGGCCAGCACCGGAGGAUACACUGACAUAGUGAUCAUGCUGCUGGAAAGAGACGUAGAUAUCAAUAUAUAUGACUGGAACGGAGGCACCCCGUUGCUGUAUGCUGUGCGUGGCAACCAUGUGAAGUGUGUCGAGGCUUUACUAGCUCGCGGUGCUGAUCUGACAACGGAAGCGGACUCUGGCUACACCCCUAUGGAUCUGGCUGUGGCUUUGGGACACAAGAAAGUUCAACAGGUUAUUGAGAACCACAUCCUCAAGCUGUUUCAGACCAAGAAACUGGAGUGACGCUGGCUCGCGCUCCCUGGCUGAAAGAACCAGGGCUUUGCUGUCUCCGUCAGCUCUCCGGAUGCUGCAUAGGAACAAGGUGGCCAGACACGCUGUCUCUUUCCAAGGGCUGACGCUCCUGCAGCAGAUCUGUGCUGCCACUGCCAAGCAGAUGUGGAGGGAGCUUUAGAAGCCGGGCUGGGAGGAAAUCCCUGAUGGAGGAGCUAUUUACUCUCCAAGCAGGUGGUAAAGGAGAAGCAUCCCACACACAGUGAGACACUGAAUUGUCCAGGUAGCUGCAUUUCUGCUGUGAACAAGACUGCAAGCCGCCUCCCUCUGCCCCCUCUGUGUGUGUAUUAAAUAUUGCCUAAAG